This is a messenger RNA of Cygnus atratus (black swan), 4083 nucleotides long. RefSeq names its product LysM domain containing 3 (gene LYSMD3). Gene Ontology annotation, biological process: Golgi organization. Lineage: Eukaryota; Metazoa; Chordata; Aves; Anseriformes; Anatidae. The record is from RefSeq and is a predicted model, not a curated record. The transcript has 2 exons. Gene Ontology annotation, cellular component: Golgi apparatus. Bases 68 to 991 code for a protein of 307 amino acids.
GUGCGGGCGGCGGGGCCGGGCCGGCCCGGGCCUGGCCCCGCGGGGAGGCUGGUGCGGAGCGGCGGGCAUGGCCGGCAGAGCCACGCAGCCCCUGGCCGUGUCGCAGCCCCCCGGCGGCGGCGGCCACCACCACCACCACCACCCCUACCCGCACCCGGUGGCGGCGGAGGGCGAGGGCCCGGAGGAGGAGGCCGAGGCCUUCGAGCUGCGGCCGCGGGGCCGGGAGAAGGUGCGGCGGAGCGCCUCGAGGGACCGGCCGGAUGACAUCGUCCUGCUGACGAGGGACAUCCAGGAAGGGGACACGCUGAACGCCAUCGCGCUGCAGUUCUGCUGCUCGGUUGCAGAUAUCAAGAGAGUUAAUAAUCUUAUCAACGAUCAAGAUUUUUUUGCCUUGAGGUCUAUCAAAAUCCCUGUGAAAAAGUUCAGUGUACUGACCGAGACACAUGCCUCUCCAAAAGGAAGGCCAGUCCUUCGGCCAGCUCACUGUUCCCCAGAAGUGCUGGAAACAUCACCUUCUGACAAAUUCUCUGCUAAUGAGACUGCUGGCAACUUCUUAAAAGAAGUGGAUCGAGAUAUAGAAGAGAUUGUGAAGUGCAAUGAUACGAAGAGAGAGAACCUUAAUGAAGUUGUUUCUGCCUUAGCAGCCCAACAGGUCUGUUUUGAAACUGAUGGUAAAACUAAAAAAUCCAAGGAUCCUUACUAUGGAGCGGAUUGGGGCAUCGGGUGGUGGACAGCUGUAGUGAUUAUGUUGAUCAUUGGCAUAAUAACUCCAGUUUUUUAUCUCCUAUAUUAUGAAGUUUUAGUGAAAGCAGAUGUCAGUCACCAUUCUACAAUGGAAUCUGCCCAUUCCUUUGUCACAGCAGCUUCACAUCAGAAACAAAUAGAAAAUGGAAUGAAUCCAGCGAAUAUUAUAAAUGUUGAUAAUCAAGGAGACCUUCAGCCUUACAACCGAAAACCCCAGGCAACUGUCAUUCAUAGACACAUAACAUAGCGUUAGACGAAGACGAAACCACAGAAUGCAAAAUGCAUCUGUAACACAGAUGAAAUAUUUACAGAGAAAUACUUAAUGAUUUACCUUUAUGGGCAGUGUUCCAGCACACGGAUAUUUCCGUGGAUCAUGUAAGCCCGUUAAUGUGCUUCAGGCAGAAGAUUUUGAUGCACGAUUGGAAUAUAAAUUAAGAUACGAAAUUGUCUCUGAAGCUUUGCACUUUUUUUGAUAGGUGUGUUGUCUAAUAAAUGACGAGGUGAAAAAGGUAGUUAGAGCUAACACAUAAGGAAUCUCACUGUACAUUUUGCAGCCCUAAGAUGGGCAUUUGGGGAUAUCUAUCUUUUAAAUAUCUUAAAGUAUUUAUAGAGUGCAUAGUACAUUUGACAUUUUAAUAUCAAGUUUACAGUUACCAGAUAAGACUACAUUCUUAUAAUUUUAUUUUUCUUACAGAAUUUUUAAAACUCAGUCAUUCCAUAAUUAACUGCCACUAUAAAGUCCUCUUCUUCUUAGAUGUCUAUGAAAGAGGCAGUAGCUAAUACUUAAGCUGGAGUCUUCAAAUUUUGUGCCUGUGGUCUACCCAUUCUUUAGUAGUUUUCAGUAUAGGUAGGAGGAUAACUUGGUUCCUAUGUACGUCAUACUGUCCUUCAACACAGUCCAGUUGAGAAAGUCUUUUGUUUGAAAUUUCACAUCCUUCUCCAUGGUAUCCUUCUACUGCAAGCUGACUUGGCUGGACUGCAAUUCUCUUCUGGUCAGCUGUAUGUGAGAAGAAACAAGUGAAGAUGUGUGACACCUUGCUGUGACUGCUUCAUUAGUCUUUAUUUUAUGGUUAUGUCUUUUUCUUCCUCCAGUACGUCGCAGUUCAAGAGCAGCUAAUUCUUCAGACAGCAGCUAUUGAACUGUUUGGGGUUCCUUAAACGCCAACUUUUUCCUGAAAUUUCAUGCAAAACUUCAGAUGAGGUUCAGAGGUUGCUAUGCUAGGAAGAAGCCUAGCGCUGCAGCAGAAUAGACCAGCCAUAGCUUCAAACUGUUCUUUCGCUGAUAUUCUUCAACCACUCUGUUCUUUACUGUUUCACUUGAUGUCAUGGACAAACAUGUUUUUCCCUUCUUUUCUUCCCUACGUGAAAAUGCUACAGGAGAAAAACUUUUCUUUUUAAAAAAAAAGACUUCUACAGAAAGAAGUAAAGAGGUACUGGUGUGCUCUGAAUAUUAUAAAAUAAAAAAUGAAAUGUUACUUAUAAUUUUUUGUUCUAUUUGCCUUGUGGAAUAAGGUUUCUAUUGUGCUGUUUAAGUAAUACUUGUUACUAAAGCUGAAGCUAACUGACUUUCAUAAGACUUAGAAAUGGAAAAUAUCACUAUCUUUUUGAUUUAAACACUAUUAAAAGCUCUCUUUUGAGUGUCUUGAUCAAGUAUAUGCAGUGUGUGGGGGGAAAAAAAACUGAUAAAGCAACUUUUUUUUUUACCUAUAGGAAGUAUUCAAAAGUGCUUUAUCAACUUGAAUUUUGAAAGUAAAGGCUUCUGCCACUAUGGGGCAAAUAUUCACUGGCAUGCUAAGGGCAUGAACGUGAAUUGGUUUACUUUCAGUGUAGAUUGAAAUAGCCUAAAGCUUGAAGGGAAUGCAUGGUUGGACCUGUGAACUGUGGCUAGUGGUUGUGGAACACUUCAACCACAGUAGUAUCUCUGGAGACAGUGUGGCUACUCAUUGUUUCCACAUGAGAAGAGGCAUUCUAAGUGAGUGUGAAGUUUGUGUCUCGUGUGCCGCUUGUUUUCAAAGAUCUUUUUAAAUUUUCUUUCCAUGAAAACAAUACGGUAAUAACACAAGCAUGAAUGUUCAAGUGCCAGUUCAGGGUAAGGCUGUGCGGAAAGUUGAGUUGCAAAAUAAUUUAUGGUGGCAAGUGUGAUGUACCUUCUAUGGCUGGAAGUUUAAAAGCAAGCCAACUUUAGGAAGAGGUGGUUUGCUCUUGUCUGUACAACAGAACUUUAGCACAUCAAGACAAAUUAGCCAGUGUUCUGCCAAGCCUGGGACCUGGUACAUAAUGGGUCAAUUUUUCUGUUAGCUUAUUUGUUGGUUUGUCUCUUCCUCUAUCAUUCCCUCUCCGUUUAUGGAACUUUAUCCUUUCAUUUCUUAGGAAAUUGUUGAAGAACAAGAGAUUAACUAGUGUGAUACACAACAUAAGCCUAAGUUACUAUCCAUACGUUAACAGGCUGGUAUUAAAUUGCCAUCACGUCUGAAGUGAACUUAAUUUCAAUUGUGGUUUAAUGUGGUCAGAAAGGUCUCUGCUGUUUAUAUUUAAGAGAAGAGAUCCUUUUGUUGGUGGUGUUAGAGCCAAAUGGUUCUUUAAUGUCUCAGGCUUCUUUGGGCUUUUUACGGUGUUUUAAGGCCUGUGGCUUUGUCACGCAGUUGCUAAAGGUGUGAUAGUAAACAUUGAUUAGGAAAAAAAAAAAAGGAAAGUUUUGCUGAAAAAUACUAUACUCUGACCAAGAGCCUGGCAUGUUUUUACUGUUACGUAGCAUAUUUCACAUAGCAUAUUUUUAAAGUAGAACAUUAACAUUAUGAGAAAACACAGUAAGUCUCUUUCCAAGAUCAUGGGACUUCAGGCAGUAGGAAUCUACAAGCAUCAGCUGGCUUUUCUAUUUGCAGGAUAUGGGGAUUUAUACUGUUUUUUCCAAAGUACGUGUUACUGGCAAUGUGUCUUCGUCUAUUAGUUCUGAAUAAACUAGGUAACUGCUCUGUAUGGAACUAAAAACUGAUAUAGUAAAUUAAUUGUAAAACCAGACUUUUAGAAAUUGACUUGAAAAUGAAAGUAACUGAAUGGUAAAUCAUAUUACAACACAUUGUUGGUCUGGAAGUUGGUUUUAAAUAUAAGUGCAUAUUGCACUGUUGGAUCAUGUGAAAUUUUAAAUGCUUUAAAUCCGCUAUAUUUUGGAAUAUGUUGUCAGAAAUAAUCUUUGUAUAACUGUUUUAUAAAGGUUCAAACCAUAACUUUGUGAAAUAAUCCUGAGUGAGGAUGCAAGUUUUAUUUAAAAUACUUUUGCUCCUCUACUUCUAGAAGAACAUAAGUAAUAUGCAUAAAAUAAAGAUUUUAUUUUAGACUGCA